AUGGCGGUGCACGGCAGUCCUCGGUCACCCGGGCCCCACGCCGGCUUCUCUGAACAGCUGCAUCCGAUGAUGCUUAGAAGCCACAGCAUAGCCGUGGACCCAAACAGGAAACUUUACAGGGCUUCUGCCGAGGUGCAAGACGCCUUCAUGACUUACACGGUGUAUGAUGACACCAUCACCAUUAAGCUCAUCCAAGAGGCCUGCAAGGAGAUGAAUGCACCAUCGUUUCGAGUGGAGAGAGCUGCAGAAGGGAAAAUGCUUCUCCAUUACUACUCAGAUAGAAGUGGUCUGUGCCACAUUGUGCCAGGUAUCAUUGAGGCUGUGGCCAAGGACUUCUUUGACCUGGAUGUGACCAUGGAUAUCCUUGACAUGAAUGAGGAAGUGGAGAGGACAGGGAAGAAGGAGCACGUUGUGUUUCUGAUCGUGCAGAAGGCUCGCAGGAAGAUGAGAAAGGCAAAGCCAGCCAGGUUACACGACAGUCAGGACAUCCGGAGUGACCAAGAGGCCCUCCAGGCAGCUUUCCUCAGGAUGAAGGAGAAAUAUUUGAGUGUCUCUGCUUGUCUUGUGAAGAAGUCCCGCUGGGAUGUUGUGAGAAGCAUAGUCGUGUUUGGAAAAGGGCAUCUCGCGAACACCUUCGAGCCGAUUUAUCCCGAGAGGCUGUGGAUCGAAGAGAAGACAUUCUGCAACGCCUUCCCUUUCCACGUUGUGUUUGAUGAAUCACUGCGGAUCAAGCAAGCUGGAGUGACUAUUCAGAAGUACGUCCCAGGACUCCAAACCCAGAAGAUUCGAUUAGACGAGUAUUUCUCCAUCAUUCAUCCUCAAAUUACCUUCGACAUUUUCAGCAUCUGCAAAUUUAUCAACAGUCAAUUUGUCCUGAAGACACGAAGAGAAAUGAUGCCCGAAGCAUGGAAAAGUCAGCCCACACUCAAGCUCCGAGGCCAGAUGAUCUGGAUGGAGUCCACGCGGUGCAUGAUGUACAUGUGCUCCCCGAAGCUCCGCAGCCUGCAAGAGCUGGAGGAGUACAAGAUGCAUCUUUCCGACAUCGCCCCCCACGACACGACCAGGGACCUCAUCCUCCUGAACCAGCAGCGACUGGCUGAGAUAGAGCUGUCCAACCAGCUGGAGAGGAAGAAGGAGGAGCUGCGCGUCCUCUCCCAGCACUUGGCCAUGGAAAAGAAGAAAACGGAGACCCUGCUGUAUGCCAUGCUGCCCGAGCACGUGGCCAACCAGCUGAAGGAGGGCGAGAGGGUCGCGGCAGGAGAAUUUAAAACCUGCACGAUCCUUUUCAGCGACGUGGUAACGUUUACCAACAUCUGUGCCGCCUGCGAACCUAUCCAAAUAGUGAAUAUGCUGAAUUCGAUGUACUCCAAGUUUGACAGAUUAACCAGUGUCCACGAGGUCUACAAAGUGGAAACAAUAGGAGACGCUUACAUGGUUGUAGGGGGUGUGCCGGUGCCUACUGGAAGCCAUGCGCAAAGGGUGGCUAAUUUUGCCUUGGGGAUGAGGAUUUCUGCAAAAGAAGUGAUGAACCCCGUUACUGGAGAGCCCAUUCAGAUCCGAGUGGGGAUACACACCGGACCGGUCUUAGCAGGGGUCGUGGGAGACAAGAUGCCACGGUACUGCUUGUUCGGUGACACUGUGAACACAGCCUCUAGGAUGGAAAGUCACGGGCUUCCUGACAAAGUGCACCUCAGCCCCACAGCCUACAGAGCCCUGGAAAAUCAAGGGUUUGAAAUUGUUGAGAGAGGUGAAAUUGAAGUGAAAGGGAAAGGGAAAAUGACCACAUACUUUCUGAUCCAGAACUUGAAUGCCACCAAUGAUGAGAUCAUGGGGCGACCCACAACUCCACUAGAUCACAAAGAAGCAAGUGCUCUGGGAAAGGAAGACAGGAAACCUGUUGCUGUCAUGAGGUACGCUGACAGUUGGCAGCUGCUCCCUGACGGGGACGUGGCGGAUGCGUCCAAGGAACCCACCCCUGCUGGGAGUCCAGGGGCAGGACAGGAGUCCCCGGAGGCAGCUGACCAACGACAGUCUUUAGUUCAGACAAAGACACGACACUUUCCGAAUGACACUGAGCCGUCUGGUUUCUGUGUUUUGUUGUAACAGGAGGAAAAUGAAACCCUGGGGCUUAAUUUUUCCACUACUUAGGUCUAUGGCAGCAAAGAAAAGUAACUUCUUUUCAUUUCUCACCUCAAAACUUCUUAAACUAUGUCUCUUCCUCAUCGUCCCUCUGAGAAUAAAAGUCUAGAAAUGAAACACAAUCCUGACAAGUUUGGAAAAUGUGCUUUUACGUUCUUAGUUCAAAGCCAACCCUCAGCUUUGGGACUUUGGGUCCUAUUUGUUCUCAUAGAUGAUAAGUUCGGCCUUGGGGCCUAUUUCUAUUUCCUUCUAACAGGAAUGAAUACCUUCACGCUCUCAUCACCGCGGUUCCACCAAAUCUUUGCCUCUGAAUAAGAGCCCUCGUGGCCGACUUCAGAGGACAUCCUGACCUUGGAGGCUGCCUCGUUUUAAAUGGUGGUGGGAGUGAGGAAGGAAGAGGAGGAGGAGAAAGAGACCCAGACCCCGCAGUUUAUAAAUCACCCCAUAACGUAGUCGGGAUGUGAAAGGCACUCAGCCAGGGUUGUGAAAGGAAAUCAUUUUCAUUCCCAGCCCUGGGAAUUACAUGAAGCAACAGAACAAAAGCUGCACUCCCCAGAGAUUUUCUGAAAGUAAAAUGGAAGGGAAAACGUGGAAAUCCCUGGAAAGGCAGAGCUAGGAAAGAUACGGAAACAAGGCGGCGUGUGGCCAGACACCCAGCGCCCUUGGCUGGUUCCUCACCCGUUUCCAGCUGUAGGUGCAGAAACGCCUUCCACAAAGAGAGUGUGGGGAAUGCUCUCAGAGAAGUGGGGAGGGGGGCAGAAGUUGUCUGUGGGCUCCACAUUUGCUUUUGGUGAUGAUGAGAAGAUAAGCGAUCCUUUCGAUAAUAAACAAAA
Messenger RNA from Lemur catta (Ring-tailed lemur), 2972 nucleotides. RefSeq names its product guanylate cyclase soluble subunit beta-2-like. Gene Ontology annotation, molecular function: heme binding; guanylate cyclase activity. Gene Ontology annotation, cellular component: guanylate cyclase complex, soluble. The transcript is spliced from 14 exons. The record is from RefSeq and is a predicted model, not a curated record. Bases 1 to 2103 code for a protein of 700 amino acids. Gene Ontology annotation, biological process: cGMP biosynthetic process; response to oxygen levels. NCBI's taxonomy places the organism in Eukaryota, Metazoa, Chordata, Mammalia, Primates, Lemuridae.